AUGGCGGGGCUUUGCCCUCCCCCAGAGGAGAGAGAAGGAGCCCCCAGCCUGGGAGCCCGGAGGCAGCUGGGGGAGGAGGUUGCAGUCACAGGAAGGGGGAGGGGCUUGUCCAGGCCUUUUCCCGGGUACCGUACAGGUCAGCUAGAACACACCAAGGGGAGAAGCAGCCCAGCCGACGUGAGCCUGGUCAAGGGGCAGCAAGGCACACAAACAGGUUGUCUCCCCACCUCGGGGCUCCGCCCCCUGAAGGACCCCAGCGUGGCCCCAGCAGAGAGCCCACAGCCAGAGGGAAUGGCGCCCGGGACCCCGAGGCCCCCCUCCCAGGGGUCAAUGGCAUUUAAGGAUGUGGCUGUGGACUUCAGUCUGGAAGAGUGGUGCCUAUUGGACCAUUCUCAGAAAGUGCUGUACUUGGAGGUCAUGCUGGAGAAUGUGCAGAAUCUACUCUCUGUGGGGCUUCCAGUUCCUAGAGAAAAUUUUAUCUCCUGUUUUCAACAAGGGAAAGCACUAUGUCUGGAAGAGCAAAAAGAUCCCAGGAGCUCCAGUCCAGUGGUAGAUUUUGAAGCGAAGGAGAUGUCUACUGAGCUGAGCCUUUUUGUGGAAGGAUCUGACCCCCAAAGAUGCAUGAAUGAGGGUCCCCAUGACUUCAUUUUGAGAGAAAUUGGUGACUCUACUAUCAAGGGAGAGAAACCUUAUGAAUGUAAACAGUGUGGAAAAACUUUCAUACGGAGGAGCUAUCUUGUUGCACAUCAGAGAAUCCACACUGGAGAGAAACCUUAUGAAUGUAAACAGUGUGGAAAGGCUUUCACAGUGAGGACCAAUCUUGCCAGACAUCAGAGAAUCCACACUGGAGAGAAACCUUAUGAAUGUAAACACUGUGGAAAAGCUUUCACAUGGAAGGUCUCUCUUGCGAAACAUCAGAGAAUCCACAGUGGAGAGAAACCUUAUGAAUGUAAACACUGUGGAAAGGCUUUUUCAGAGAGGGGUCAUCUUGCUAAGCAUCAGAAAAUCCACACUGGAGGGAAGCCUUAUGAAUGUAAACAGUGUGGAAAGACUUUCAUACGGAGGAGCCAUCUCACUACACAUCAGAACAUCCACACUAGAGAUAAACCUUAUGAAUGUAAACAGUGUGGAAAGGCUUUCACACAGAAGGGCCAUCUUGCUGCACAUCAGAGAAUCCACACUGGAGAGAAACCUUAUGAAUGUAAACAGUGUGGGAAAACCUUCACAGUGAGGAGCAAUCUUGCCAGACAUCAAAGCAUCCACACAGGAGAGAAACCUUAUGAAUGUAAACACUGUGGAAAGGCUUUCACAUGGAAGGUCUCUCUUGCUGUACAUCAGAGCAUCCACAGUGGAGAGAAACCUUAUGAAUGUAAACAGUGUGGAAAGGCUUUUACACGUAAGGACUCUCUUGCUAAACAUCAAAUGAUCCACACUGGAGAGAAACCUUAUGAAUGUAAACAGUGUGGAAAGGUUUUCAUACGGAUGAGCUAUCUUGUUGCACAUCAGAGAAUCCACACUGGAGAGAAACCUUAUGAAUGUAAACACUGUGGAAAGGCUUUCACAUGGAAGGGGUCUCUUGCUGUACAUCAGAGCAUCCACACUGGAGAGAAACCUUAUGAAUGUAAAAACUGUGGAAAGGCUUUUACAUGGAAGGGGUCUCUUGCUGCACAUCAGAGUAUCCACACUGGAGAGAAACCUUAUGAAUGUAAACACUGUGGAAAAGCUUUUACACGUAGGGACUCUCUUGUUAAACAUCAGAGAAUCCACACUGGAGAGAAGCCUUAUGAAUGUAAGAACUGUUGAAACUUUUUCAGAGAAGUGCCAUCUUGUUGCACAUCAGAGCA
Messenger RNA from Gracilinanus agilis (Agile Gracile Mouse Opossum), 1844 nucleotides. RefSeq names its product zinc finger protein 883-like. The transcript is spliced from 6 exons. The coding region runs from base 1 to 1803 and encodes 600 amino acids. Gene Ontology annotation, molecular function: DNA-binding transcription factor activity, RNA polymerase II-specific; RNA polymerase II cis-regulatory region sequence-specific DNA binding. Lineage: Eukaryota; Metazoa; Chordata; Mammalia; Didelphimorphia; Didelphidae. The record is from RefSeq and is a predicted model, not a curated record. Gene Ontology annotation, biological process: regulation of transcription by RNA polymerase II.